UCGGAUGUUAAUCCUUCAUUCAUCUGCCAUUUCUCCGCCACUUAGAGCUUAGAGCUUAGGGCUUAGACCAAUCCCACUGUCGCGCAAAGCAGCCAUAUGUUGCGGCCCCACAGUCCCUCGGAGUAUCCAUCUCUUCUCCUCUACAUCCUCGAUGAGACACAUAUAACAGUCACACUCACCACAGCGCUUGCCAUCCUGUACACUCGUAAUGCUCAUAUCGUCUGGUUGGCUAUUGGGGCUCUGGGCUCAUCUCUUACUGCCAAAGCACUGAAAAAGCUCAUUCGAGGCCCUCGCCCUCCCCCGCCGCCUGAUUCAUCCGCUUCCCCCGUCCGUCCCAAAAAGACAUAUGGCAUGCCAUCCACACAUUCCACCGCUUUAACCUUUUAUGCGGCUUACAUCCUCCCUUCCCUCUCUUCACUACCUCUACCCUAUCUCUUGGGUUUGGGAGUCGUUGGCUACUGGGCCGCGGGGCUCUGGAGUCGGAAGGAGUUGGGCUACCAUACGUGGGAGCAAAUUGGUGCUGGAGCGUUGACAGGAGGUAUCCUAACGUGGAUUUGGAGGGGGAUAUGGAAUAACUGGGAUGUGGAGGGGACGUUGCAACCGUUGAUAGACCAUGUCUGGAAGACGAUUGUGGGGUGAAAGUA
Molecule: messenger RNA, 644 nt
Organism: Cryptococcus deneoformans JEC21
Lineage: Eukaryota; Fungi; Basidiomycota; Tremellomycetes; Tremellales; Cryptococcaceae
Exons: 3
Coding region: 97-639 (180 amino acids)
Molecular function (GO): sphingosine-1-phosphate phosphatase activity
Source: RefSeq, a predicted model, not a curated record